UUUUUCACUGCAGUAUUCUGUACUUGAAUUUGUGACUUAUUGCGAGUGAAUUUCGGCUUUGAAAUCAUGUCAUGCGCGGACGGAAACGCAGUGGAACAAGCUGUUAAGCAAUACUAUGGGGAAACUUUGCGCAGUACAAAAGAUCUGAAAACUGGGUCUUGUUGUGUUCCGCCAUCUUUGAAACCAAGGAUCAAGGAAGCCAUGAAACUGAUUCACGAGGAAGUUGUCAUGAAAAAUUACGGGUGUGGUUUACCCUUUCCUGAAGCCCUUGAAGGAUGCAAUGCUCUGGACUUGGGAAGCGGAAGCGGAAGAGAUUCAUUUGUGUUGAGCAAACUCGUCGGAACUUCCGGAAAGGUUUUCGGGGUUGACAUGACUGAAAAUAUGCUGGAAAUUUCGAGAAAAUACGUAACGUACCACAUGGAAGUCUUUGGCUACCCUGAACCAAAUAUUGAAUUCAAAUUUGGAUAUCUCGAAGACUUGGCAGCUGCUGGAGUUCCAAAAAACUUCUUUGAUGCAAUUGUAUCGAACUGCGUCAUCACUCUUUGCUCUGACAAGAAGCUGGUAAUCCAACAAGCUCUGGAGGCGCUCAAAGUUGGGGGAGAAUUCGUUGUUAGCGACAUCUAUUGUAAUCGUCGGCGGGAUAAAGAGUCCGAGUUUACCGACGACGAAGCUUGGGAUGGAUAUAAAUUCGUGUCAGGUACAUUCCGAAUUUUCAAAAUCGAUCCUGAAAUGCUGAGUCAUCCCGCGAAAGUCACAUACAAUGGAUUGAUGGAAGACAACGAAGACAAAUUUGAAUUCGGAGCUGGACUGACAUUCAAGAAAGGAGAAUCCGUGCUGGUGGACAAAGAAAUUUCCUGCAUCCUGCAAACCUCCAGGUUCAAAAAGUAUUUCCAGAUCGAACCUAUCGAGUCUGGUGUUGAUCAGGAAUUUUAUAAGAUUGCCCGGAAAAAUCCUUUUGAAACUGAGCGAGCGUCUUGAUUCAUAUCAUGAAGAAACGUAAUUUUUCUUCAAGUGUUUCCAGUAUUGCGAAUAAUAAAUCUUGAAAUGUGGUACAGUAUUGUGUUAAAUUUAGGAGAAGAACUGUGUAUUACAUCAAUUAUGUGUUCUGAAAAUUCUGCGAGGUACAUUCUGUGGUCUGUAUGCAGUAUUUGAGGAUUUUUCAACUUUCUCAAAAAUGUCCCACUAAUUUUUUUUGCAUGUCAGACUUCAUGAUUACAUUUUUGCUCAAUUAAGUCAUCCAUGUAUUCCUUCUGUAUUCCUACAUAUGUACAACAUUUUUAUACUGCCUCUCAAUCAUUGCCAAAUUGUUCACUCAACUACAGUAUUACUUCUCUGGGAGCAGGCACCUUGCACUUUAUUUUGUGUUUAGUAAUUAAGUGUGUGCAUUAUUUAGAUCAGUUGUGCAUUUGUACAUCCUGUGAUGUAUUUUCUUUUCCAUAAUACUUGUAUGCAUGUGCUGCCUCAAAAUUCAACCCUAAUCUGUUGCCAGACUAAGGUCAAAUUGCAAAGCAACGUCAAAUGCAAUGGUUGUACAUUGUAUUUGACACUUUUGCCCACCUCUGUGGGUUGAAUUGUGGGGCCUAGGUCAAAUUGCAAGUUGGCCUUUAUUCCAGCACAUUUGACUGUAAAAUUACGGGAUGGUCAAAUUGUGGGAGGCUGAAUUGCAAGGUACCACCUGUAUACCUUAUUUGUCUACUAUACUUUACAUCUUGAUGUGAUGGAAUGUGUUUUGGUGGAUUUUGGUGGGGUCUGGGAACAUUAUUUGAGCCUUGUGAAUGCUGAAAAACGGAAAAUGAAGCUUGUUUAUCAAUCAAUCAAUA
Messenger RNA from Notodromas monacha, 1820 nucleotides. Lineage: Eukaryota; Metazoa; Arthropoda; Ostracoda; Podocopida; Cyprididae. The record is from the annotation of a GenBank genome assembly.